Messenger RNA from Sipha flava (yellow sugarcane aphid), 2930 nucleotides. RefSeq lists its product as uncharacterized. NCBI's taxonomy places the organism in Eukaryota, Metazoa, Arthropoda, Insecta, Hemiptera, Aphididae. The transcript is spliced from 15 exons. The record is from RefSeq and is a predicted model, not a curated record. Gene Ontology annotation, molecular function: RNA binding. Bases 1 to 2859 code for a protein of 952 amino acids. Gene Ontology annotation, cellular component: nucleus.
AUGAUGUCGAUCCCGACCAACAAUCUUAAAUUAGCUGUAGAAAUGGCGACAAGAGUAGAAUCCGCUCUAGCGAAACGAGUUGGUGAUCAACCGGAGACUCAGUGUACGACACCCCCUCAAGCAACGCCACAGUUAAAAACACAAUUUGAGAUUAACGAUUUGGCUGACACAGAUCGUAUAUUACUUACUAGCAAAUCUAUUCAGAAUGAUAUUGAAGAAUUUUCUGGUACAGUUAUUGUUACCCGAGGACGGUACUUAACUCCCAAAGAAAAAAAUCAAGCAUCAUCUGAGCGAUCAUUACAUUUACUUAUUAAAGGGCCAAAAAAACAAAAUUUAGACCUUGCUAUUCAAAAAAUUCAAUCUCUUAUUCAACGAGACAAAGAUAUGUCUAAACAUCCAAAUUUAACAUCAGGUCCUUUAAUCAAUGGCGCUGGUAUUGAAAAAGUCUUAAUUGGCCUAGAUCAUGCACCUCCUGCUUUCGACCUAAGAAACAAAAUUUUGGGCUUAAAUGGAGCCAAUCUUCAUUAUAUAAUGAAUGAAACUGGAGCUGUAGUAACUAUGCGAGGGCGAGGUUCAGGAUUUAUUGAAGCGAACGGACAGGAAUCAGUUGAACCUUUACAUCUUUGUGUCGAGCAUGCUAAAAAUGAAGUGCUGCAAAAUGGCAGACAAUUGGCUUUUAAUCUUAUUGAAACUAUUCAAAAUGAAUAUAGUGCUACUUAUGCUUCUAAUCAUGUUGCACCACCACCUAAUGUUGCACAUCAACCAACUAAUGUACAUAUCCAACAACCUCAAGUAAUUCAUCAAACUAUUCAAACUAACAAUGGCCAACUACAACAGUUAAAUCCAGGCCAAUAUCAAACUCUUCAGGUUGCUACACAGUCUGGAAUGAUGACAUUACAAGAUGGUUCACAGGUAGUUCAGACAUCUGUUGCUAAUGUUCAAAUGCCAUUAUUUACACAACAAGCCAUCCCUCAAUUAAUGGCUGUUCCUCCGCCCGUAAUGGGAGGUCAACAACAACAACAACAGUCUGCACAAAAUACUCCAGGACCAACCCACAUCGCUUCUUUGGGUCAACAUCAAGCAUCAAUCAUGCCUCAAUUACAAACACAAGUAGUCAAUCAGCAACAACAGCACCAACUUCCUUUGUCUGUAACACCAGUUAGUUAUUCAGCAAUUCAACCUCAACAACAAAUUCAGCAACAAACAAUACAAACUAAAAGUUUAGAAAAUAUUCAACAUACACCAUCUGUAACUCAUACUACUCCUACUUCACUAGCUAAUGGUGUUAUUCCACAUACUCAGGCAUUUAUGACUCAAGCUUCACUUCCUAUUCAAUACAUUCAAACUUCUAAUGGUCAAAUUAUUGCAUAUCAACCCCAAGUACAAUCAAAUGCAUUCCAAAUGGCCCAAACUCCUAAUGUUGGUCAAGUUGCCCAGUUAAGCCAACCUGCCAAUAAUGGAUUAAUCGGUACUACAUAUAUACUGGGUAAUCAAAUGGCACAAUAUCAGCAGCCAUCUGGUCAACCAGGUCAAGUUAUGAUUGUACAGUAUCAACAACCACCACCAGCUGAAAUCCAGCAACCUGCUAUGCAAACUAUUCAUUUGCAGCAAACACAGUCUGGUCAGUUAAUUCCAGCAAAUAUUCCUAAUGGACAGUUGAUUGUGCAACAAACCCCAGGGCAACCUGCUCAAAUACAAAUGAUGAUGCCUCAGUUAAAUCAGUUCCAAAACCUUCAACCACAAAUCAUACAGAACUUACCUGGUUUAUUACAGUCUCAAGUUAGUCAGGCAUCUACUCAACAAUUAUUACUUCAACAGCAAAGUAAAGCUUUUACUCAACAGACCAGUGCACCUGCUGGAAAUCAGUUAAUGUCACUACCAAUAUCUCAUCAGAUUUUACAAUCUCAAGGCAAUGGUAUUGUUACAAUGACACUUCCACAACAACAGCAACAACAACAGCAACCAUCAAAACCACAACAUCAAUUGAUUCAGGCUCAAAUGUCUGAUAAACAACAAGUCAUAUAUAAACAAGAUGACAAUCAUCAACCAAUUAUGAUACAGCAGGGACAACAACAGUCCAUCCAAUAUUUUCAACAAAGCAACUUGAGUAAUCAAUUUCAAUAUCAACCUCUAAAACGUUCAUAUGAAAUGGUUGUAUCAGAAGGUGGAGGAAUAACUGGAGCUAAAAUUAUACGAACAGGACCAUCUCCAGUCACUGGUAAUGAUGGUAACGAGGACAACCAAGUACGCCAACUGACUAUUAAUGGUAUGGUAGCAACUUCAAAUACUGGAAGACGUACACCACAAGCUAAUUUUCAACAUCAAUUGGCAACAAGUGUCUCAAAUAUUUCAGGUGAUCAACGUUCUAAAGAAUGCUCUAACAUGAGUAACAAAGAUGACAUUAAUAAACAAGUUGAUCGAAAUAAGCAACAGCGAUAUCAAUUUUAUCCAGGUCGUGGAUAUGAACCAGACCAACGAUCAGGUACUCCAGUAUCAGAAUCAAAUCGAACCCAGUCAGUUACAUUUACAGUGUUGCCUGAUCCCAUGAGAAAUCAGACAUUUACUCCAGCUCAAGCAGCAGAUUUACAACACCAACAGCAGCAGCAACACCAGCAGCAGCAGCAACACCAGCAGCAGCAGCAGCAACAGCAGCAGCAACAGCAACAGCAACAACAGCAACAACAACAGCAACAACAGCAGCAGCAACAACAACAACAACAACAACCUCAAGCAACAAUUACGUAUCAAACCCAGCAACAAAUACCAUCAUAUUGGAUUCAGCAGGGUAAUUCCACUCAGGAAGGAACAAUUACUGGUACAUCUCCUCCAAAAGAAGGGACUCUGCAUUAUGUAGAUUAAUUUAUACAAAACCAUGUGUUUAUAUUAUAUGGUUAUUUGAGAUUAUUUAUUUAUUUUUUUUUUUUAUACCU